AUGGGUUCUUGUGGAUUUUCUGUGAUCAUAAAGAAGAGAGAGGUGGUGGCAGCUGUGCUGCCAACGCAGGAGCACUGGUUACCAAUGUCAAACCUGGAUUUGCUUCUACCACCCUUGGACUUUGGAGUUUUCUUCUGCUACAAGAAAAGAACUGACCAAGAACAGUUCGAAAACAUGGUGAACACCAUCAAGAAAGCCUUGUCUCAAGCCCUCGUCUCCUUCUAUGCAUUAGCCGGAGAAGUAGUUCACAACCGCCUUGGCGAGCCUGAGCUGCUCUGCAACAACCGGGGCGUCGAUUUUGCCCUAGCUUAUGCAGAUGUGGAGCUCAAAGACCUCGACCUCUAUCACCUUGAUGACUCCGUUGAUGGGAAAUUGGUCCCCAUUAAGAACCAUGGUGUGCUUACCGUUCAGGUGACAGAGCUCAGAUGUGGUGGCCUAGUGAUUGGAUGCUCAUUCGAUCAUCAAGUAGCCGAUGCUUAUUCAGCCAAUAUGUUCUUUGUUGCAUGGGCACAAAUUGCUAGAGGAAAAUCUCUAUCUCAGACUCCAAUUUUCAGGCGCUCAAUGCUCAAUCCACGACGCCCAGGUCAAUACGACAAGGCCAUUGAUGAUAUGUACAUUUUUUUGUCGACGUUGCCACCACCACCGCCACCAAAAGAUCUCAAGCCCAAUGAAGAUCAUCUCAUUAGUCGCAUCUACCAUAUCACAGCCGAGGAAAUCGACUGCCUCCAAUCCAAGGCCAGUUCCAAUGGAUCCAAGAGAACCAAACUCGAGUCUUUCACAGCAUUCCUGUGGAAGAUUAUGGCCGAGGGGGGCCAUGAUCAUAGCAAGAAAUGCAAAAUGGGUAUUGUAGUGGAUGGACGCGGGAGGUUUGACAAAGCUUUGUCAUUGGAGAAUUAUUUUGGAAACUUUCUUUCCCUUCCAUAUGAUGAGGCAAGCGUAGGUGAAAUCAAGAUGAUGGCGCUUAAUCAGGUUGCAGAUGCUGUCCACGAAUGUGUGGAAGGUGCCAAGGAGGAACAUUUUCUCGGACUGAUUGAUUGGGUGGAGUUGCAUCGACCAGAGAAAACAGUAGCAAAGAUAUAUUUCAAAGAGAGCAAUGAUGAAGCAGCAAUUGUCGUGUCAUCGGGACAACGCUUUAUAGUAUCAGAGAUGGACUUUGGAUGGGGACGACCGGAUUUCGGGUCGUACCAUUUCCCAUGGGGUGGCCAGACUGGGUAUGUGAUGCCAAUGCCAAGUAUAAGUAGGGAAGGAGAUUGGGUUGUGUACAUGCACCUCCCUGAAAAGCAAUUGGAUCUGAUUGAGAAGGAGGCAUCUCAUGUGUUUGGGCCCUUAACUCCUGCUCAUUGGAACUUGAUGACUGAUGAUUCAGAGAUGACUUCUAAAAUUGAUAUGAUACAUCUAUGA
Messenger RNA from Ilex paraguariensis (yerba mate), 1401 nucleotides. NCBI's taxonomy places the organism in Eukaryota, Viridiplantae, Streptophyta, Magnoliopsida, Aquifoliales, Aquifoliaceae. The record is from the annotation of a GenBank genome assembly.